Molecule: messenger RNA, 2271 nt
Organism: Mesorhabditis belari
Lineage: Eukaryota; Metazoa; Nematoda; Chromadorea; Rhabditida; Rhabditidae
Source: the annotation of a GenBank genome assembly
AUGGUGAAUUUAGAAAAAGAGUUGCAUAGAGAGGACUCGAAAAGUCGAAGCAAAAAGCUUUUCUGGGGCAUCACCGCCUCGGUUUUUAUGCUUUUUGUGAUUGUGGUGUUGUCGAAUUUUUUGGCGCGAAAAACUUGCUCACCGGAGGAUAGAGAUGUGGUUGAGAAAGUGUUUGUUCCGACACCUUUUGCUGAAAUCAACGCCGCCAUCAAUCCGGACAAUAUCAAGAAAUACCUGCGAAUGUUCACUAAAAAGCCGCACAUGGCAGGAACAAAAAAUCAGAAAGAAGUCGCCGACACGAUUGAAUCUCUUUGGAAACAUUUUGGACUUGAAGAUGUUCGACAGGUUCCCUAUGAGGUGAUGCUCACCUAUCCCAAGUGGAGUGAACCAAACAAGAUUUCCCUGAAGUUCCCGAAUGGCUCUGUGGUAUUUGAGAGACUCGGAAUCGAGCCGGUCAUCCUUGAAGAGGAACAGGCGGAUCCUCAUGCUGGAAAUCAGUUUCUUGCUUGGUCGGCACCCGGCACAGUCACUGGGAACAUCGUGUUUUGCAAUCGGGGAACGGAAGAAGAUUUUGAUGAACUAGAGGAUAUUGGGAUCUCUGUGAAGGGCAACAUUGCUUUAAUCCGUUACGGGAAACUCUUCCGCGGCGCCAAGGUGUCCAAUGCUCAGAAAUAUGGCGCAAUCGGGGUGAUCUUGUACUCGGAUCCACAAGAUGUUGCGAAAGAUGGAGACGAUGAUGAAAAAGUCUAUCCGCACUCGGUUUGGAUGCCGCACGAGGCCGUGCAACGGGGUUUCCUCCUCAACUCGAUCAGCGGUGACCCACUCACUCCACUCUAUCCAUCGAAACCCGGAAUCUAUCGAACAAAGACCAUUGAUGGGCUUCGUGAAAGUGGUGAUCUCCCAAAAAUCCCUGCUCUACCAAUUCCUUACACAACAGCUUACGAGAUUUUGUCGCGCCUCUGCGGACCGAAAGUGCCUGGGCCUUGGCAAGGCGAUCUGGAGACGGUUUACCGUUUCGGCCCAAAUCUCCUUCACAAUAUCACCGUCACCGUCGAGGUUCAAGCUACUUUUGAGACAAGAACCAUUCAAAAUGUCAUUGGGUACAUUAAAGGCCACGAGGAACCCGACAAGUACGUCAUUCUUGGCAAUCAUUUCGAUGCUUGGGUCUACGGUAGUCUUGAUCCAAACAGUGGUACAUCGAUCAUGACCGAAUUGGCUCGGGCAAUGAUGCAAGUUGUGAAUGAGACUGGAUGGAGACCGGCUAGAACGAUUCUGUUCGCAAAUUGGGACUCUGAGGAAUUCGGCUUGAUCGGAUCAACUGAAUUUGUUGAAGAGUACACACAACAUUUAAUGGAUCGAGCUAUCGUUUAUCUCAAUAUGGAUUGUCUAAGCGGGAAUCUUACACUCGAUGUUGACACGAUUCCAUCAUUGUAUGAUGUGACAAUGAAAGCAGCGAAAAGAGUUGAGAACCCGAACGGAAAUGAGAAGAAACUCGGACGGGCAACUGUUUUUGACACUUGGAUGCACUAUGCACGUGAUGAGGCACAUCCCGAGAGACCCUCAAUGAGUUUCCCAGGCGGGAACACCGAUCAUUCGCCUUUCUUGCACUACCUCACCGUGCCCACAAUCAGCUUUCAAUUUUGGAAUCCGGACACCAGAAACCCCUUAUAUCACACAAUGUAUGAGACGCCUUAUGUCAAUGAGCAGCUGAUGGAUCGCCACAAUUUCUCGACUCAUCGCGCCACCGCUCAAAUCUGGGCUCAAUACGCGUUUCGUUUCGCCGACGCGCGCAUCAUUCCCAUCAACGCAACACGGACAGCUCUCGCCCUCUUUCAGGAUUAUAUCCCGAAUUUGGAAAAACAGUUGAACGAAUUAGAGAAUAGCAAAUUUCUCAAUGACACUUUUGUGCAGCUGAUAUUCUUGAAGAAAGCCACCCUCGACUUUAUGAGUCGAUCAAUGGAUUUUCAUCGAGAAGCUGAAAAUUCGGGGAAACCGACAUUGAUCAAUGAUCAUUUGAUGAAACUAGAAAGAUGCUUUUUCAAUGCCCGUGGUUUACCCGGAAGACCCGACAAUCGACAUGUGCUUUACUCGAUUGACCCGAAAAAUCGCUACUAUGCCCGGGUUUUCGGACCGAUUUAUGAUUUGAUCUCAAAAUUCUCCAAUUCAACUUCAACAUCCGAAUACGCGGAAAUUGAUCGCGAAUUGGCCGAGCAACUCUCAAUGGUUCAACACGCGAUCCACUGUGCCAGAAGUUUGCUCAGAAAUUUCAUU